UUGGAAGUGAAGAAGACGUAUUUAUAUCUCACAUAUACAGUCCCAAGAAGUUUUAUUGCCAGCUUAGUAGAAAUGAUAAAGAUCUAGAGAUGCUAGAAACAAAAAUCACAGAGAUGAUUAGCCUUAAAAAUUGUCCAAAAUAUGAUUCUAAUAAAAUGAGAUUGUGCAUAUGUAAAUAUGAAGAGGAUGGUUUCUCAUAUAGAGCUUUAGCAAAGCGAACAGAUUCAUCAUCUGACUUUCUUGUCUAUUUUGUGGAUUUUGGAAAUAAGCAGUUAGUAGAAGAAAACAUGUUGAGGGCCAUUUCAAGUCAGUUUCCAGAGUUACUGUUUAUUCCUAUGCAAGCUAUUAAGUGUUUUUUAUCAGAUCUUAGAGACAUAGAUAUUCCAGCAGAAAUCAAUAGCUGGUUUGAAAACAAUUUCUUGGGAAAACCAUUGAAGGCAGUAAUAUUGUCCAGGGAAUCAGAUGGCCAGCUUGGUAUAGAAUUAUAUGAUGGGUAUCAACAUAUAAGUCAGAAAAUUAAAAUGUUGCUUCAUGAUCAUGGAAAAAAACUGUCUGACCAAGCACAAUACGUGGAAAAGAGUCAUAAAUUAAGUGAGAAUAAGAAGCUUGCUGCUUCUUUGAAAAGCAAAACAGAAAAAAACCAUCACCAUAAUGUGAAAAAUAAAACUAGUCUAACAAAUUCUGAAAACAAAAUAGAUAAAUUAGUGCGUCCUAAAAGUAUAUAUGACAGACUUUUGAAACCAUCAGUUUGUUACAAAAUUGAACCUGCGUCAAAAAACAAAGUGAAGAAGUCGUUGAAGGAUGGAACUAAAAAUAAAAGUGUAAAAAAUGUCCCUGGAGCCGCACAUAUUGUUGAUGAAAGUGAUAUGGGCCAAAAACCAGUAAAGGUUGUACCACAGGCAUUUAUUGGUGGGUUAACUCAAACAGCCUUACAAAACCCAUAUGACCUUAUUAGACCACAGAUCAAAGACCUUCCUCAACCCCAAAUUUACUUGAAUGCUCAAGUAAAAGGGUAUGUAUCUAGUAUUAGUAGUCCAGCAAGUUUUCAUAUUCAGCUUGCUGAGAGUGAAAAUGUAAUCAUCAGACUCACAGAUUCUCUAAAUGAAAGAAGAGAAAACAGAGUGAAAAAGCAAAACUCAGUUAAACUGCUAGUGGGAGAUCUUGUAGUUGCAGAGUACUCUGGUGACAGUGCCAUUUACAGAGCAGUAAUUAAGGAUAUUUUGCCAGAUAAUUCUUUUGAAGUAGAAUUUAUAGACUAUGGCAAUACUGCAAUAGUAAACACAUCUAAAAUUUAUGAACUUAAGAAGGAAUUCUUAACUAUCCCUCCACUAGGAAUCCAUUCUUUUCUUAGUGGAGUAAAAUGGAAUGAGCCUGAUGAAAUAUGGGACAGCAAAACUGUGGAUUAUUUCACUUCAAGAGUAAGUAACAAAACAGUUUCUUGUGAAUUUUUGAAAAAACAUGAUCAGAAAUGGGAAGUAAAUAUCAUUUGUGAUGACAAAUGUGUCAUUAAUGAACUACUGAAAUGGACAGCAUGUUCACAACUACAGAAGACAGUAUUGCAAAUGCCUCCUGUUGUCUCUCAGAAGGUCAGUCCUGGUGUUGAUAAUGAAAUGAAGAAAGAAAGAUCAAGUGAAUAUGAAGGUGCUGUGAUCCUUCAGCCAUCCUACCAAGAACUGGUUAAAAUUCCUUUUGAAGAGUUAAAACCUGGACAGCUUGAAAAAGCUGAAAUACUUUAUGUUUCAAAGAGUGGAAGAUUUUAUGUGAAGUUAUCCAAAAAUAAAAAAAUCUUAUCAGAUUUAACAUUAUUAAUUGCUAAAGAAGAAAAAAACCCUUCUUUCUUAUCAAUGGAAAAUAUUGAAAAUGGUUUAGAAUGCUUGGCAAAAUCUAAAAAAACUUUAAAGUGGUAUCGAUCAAAAAUAGAAAAAAAGUGUAUUGAUGGGAAAGUGCUUGUUUUUUUAGUGGAUCAUGGUAGAUGUGAAGUAGUGCCUUUAAAUAAUACCAAGGGGCUUAGUGGUGAAAUCAGAAAUAUUCCACAACAAGCUGUGCCUUGUAAAUGGAUUUGGUUUGAAAAUUCCAGGAACAAACCAUUUGAGUCCAUUGUGUGCUUAUUUGCUCAUUUGGAAAUAAAUGUUCUUUUCCUGAAAUAUUUAGACUCUGCUUGGGAAGUAGAAAUUUUGGUAGAUGGCAUGUUACUUUUGGAGUAUUUAAGUUUCAGUAUGGUUCAGGUUGAAGAAAACAAACUUCAAUCUUCAGGAAUAAUUUUCAACAUGGAAUCGCAGACUCUUACGUCAUCAUGUGCAAUAAGAUCAUUUACUUGGGCACAACUGCAAGAUGGUAGGCAGUAUUCUGGUAUUGCCACUGCUGUUUCUGAUCCGUCUGAAUUCUGCGUUCAGUUGGAAGACUUCUUUGACACAAUGAAAUAUAUUUUUAUGUUGCUUUCUGAUCUACCAGAAACCUUACAAACAAUGCCUCGAGAACUCAUAAUUCCUGGUUCUAGUUGUUUAUUCAAAUACGAGUUGGAAGAUCAAUGGAAUAGAGUAGAAAUUUCUGAAGUCUUUGAUAGGUAUUUACAUCUUGUGUUCAUUGACUAUGGAUUUUCUCUUUAUAUAACUUAUUCAGACAUAAUAAAUCUUAAAGUUGUUCCUGAGGAACUUUUGAAUUUGCCAAGGCUAAGUUAUCCAUGUAUCUUACAUGGCAUCUUACCUGUUACAGGGAAACAUUGGAAUAAAGAAGCCAAAAGUUUUUUUCAAGAUUUCCUAAGCAAACCAGGCCUAGUUUUUCAGUUUAGGGAAUGUGGUUUCGAAACAAAACUGAAAGUAGAUGUCAUUCAUGAGAAAAACAGUUUGGCAGAUAUAUUAGUUGCAUCUGGUCUUGCAAUGUAUUCUAAGGAUUCAGCUCAUCUUGAUGCAAUUACUACUACUGGAUCUACUAAAAUCCAAUAUAAAUUACAGAGUAAACCUUUUUGUGCAUUGUUAGAUCAAAAUUGUCACAAAAAAGAACAUAUAAAUUGUAUAUGCACUGAGAACCAAAAGCUGAAAAAGCAGAAACCUAUAAAAAGGAAAGAUGGCCAUAAGAGCCUCUUAAGGGAAAGACAUAUUAGGAAAAAAUUGCAUUCUAGAAAUUUAACACUGAGAAAUAAAGUUGGUAGUGGAAAACAUAAUCCCCAAAGUACCACUAUGUUUGAUACAUGUGCAGCAACUUCAUUUUGGAAACUGCCUGAUCAUUUGAAAAAUAAUACCAACUGGAUUGAAAACAUUUUUGAAAAACUACUAUCUGAAGAACUACAAGAAAAUAAUAACACACUGGGUUUAAGAACAGGAUUAAAAGCAUUGCAUGUUAAUGAAAAAAGUAUACCAGAAAACUUACAAGUAGAGGGAGAUGAAACCUCAGAUCAUUUAUGCAUCUUUUUGGCAACAAAUGAUAAAUAGGAUACCCAGUCAUUACUACCUUGUUUUAGAUGCUUCAGUUCUAGAGUAACAUGGUCUUCAAAUCAAGAGGAAAUAUACUUGAGGAACAACUUCUGCAACUGGACCUGAUUUAGAUAAUGAGAUCCAAGACUUUGUUUUGAUGUCAGAAUGAAAUGAGACUUUGGGGGUCUUGGAAGAGGAUGUAAAGUAUUUUGCAUGUAGGAAGGAUGUGGAUUUUUUCUGGCCAGUGGGCAGACUGUGUCACAUUAUAUUUUCCAAGGAUUAUCACAAUAAUAUUUUCCAUUUUACAUGUUCUUAUCCAAUGUGACUUUGCUGUUCCCCAACAAAAGGUAGAAUAUGACCCCUUCUCCUGGAUCUUGGAAAGUUAGACUGCUAAGACCAGUAGCAUAUGUUAGAAGUAAUACCUUAUGACAGAGACUGGGUUAUGAGGAUGACGCAGUUUCAGCCUUACUAUCUCAAACACUUGCUCCUGGUACUAUGGAUCAUUAUUUGAGAAAUACAUCUACCUGAUACAGCCAAGCUCUGAGGAACCCAAAUCAUUUAGGGAGACUUGGGUACAUGCAUUCCUAUCAACAAUACUAGACCCUUGCCAGUCGAACUGUCCUUGCAUUGAGGUAGUAACUUUAACUACUGGAUAGUUUAAAAAGCAUAUAAAAUUCAUUAAAUCUAUUGGUACCACACAAGUAGAGACUUGGUAAUGUAUUAACUGAUUUCACAGAAUAAGCUGAUGACAAAAGUUUUAGCUUCCUGGUGACUUGCUUACUGAUUUAUUUAGCUCUGAAUUACUAAGUCACAUGGCUGUGUCUGAGUUCUAGAUGAUGUGCCACUGUGCAUUAGUUUAUUUGUAACAUUCCAUUUGAUUUACAUUUUGUUCAACUUCAUUAAAAACCUCCAUAUUGUGAUUUCAAUUUGCCUCCAUAUUUUACACAUAAUAGAUAAGAGGUAAAUGCAUAACAAUUAACUGAAUAUUAUGUUUUUCAUCUUUUAGAGCAAGGACUUAAUGGGUUUUAAAAGUGUGUGAAAAUUCUAUAGAUAUUUUAGUAAACAAGGAUUAUAUAUACCAGUAUUAACCUCUAUAUUUAUUAUGCUUAUUGUCUGUCUUUAAGGAUUUUUAUUCAUCUUCUGUUAAGCUACAUAUCUAAUUUGAAUACAGUAUAAUUCAAAUAUAAUAUAAGGUAAAGAUUAUAGAUAAAAGAGCAAAUUUUUCCAGCAGUUAAUAAUGCUUCCAUAAUUUUUUGGGGGGGUUUUACUGACAUCUAGUGGCAUUCAGUCUGGUGUGUUAAAAAAUUCAUUUUAACUCACUUCAUUUUUAUUAGUUUCUCUCUGAGUGUCUUCUCUUAAUUUUUAAAACUUUUUAUAAAGGAAACAAAAGGACAUUUCAGGUAUCUAAAGUGAGACUAGUCUUUUUUGAAGGAUACAUGAUACUAUACAAAUAUAUAUAUAUAUAUAUAUAUAUAUACACAUAAUUCACAUAAAUAAGUAGGAUCAUGUUAUUCAUUUUAACUGUAGGUUUCUUACUGCACUUAUUAGUUUCCUUCAUUUACUUGAAUUCUCUCUCCCCCUCCUUUAUCCAUUCAUAUAAUUCCUCCAUCUGUGCUAAGAUAGGUCAUAAUAAUAUCCUAGAUUUUUUCCAUGUGCCUGUAUUUCAAUAUAUGAAUGAAUAAACUUCUAUAAACAUAUGAAUACAAUGUACACAUUUUGUUAUGCUUUAGAAAAAUAAAAUUAAACAUUUUUUUUUUUAAAAUUUUGCUCUUCUCAGCAUACCUCUCGGAAGUAGUUCUAAGAUAAGUAUGUAAUUCAGUUUGUCCUUUUAAGUACAUGCAUGCUAUUUAAGGCUGAAAGUUUUCUACUGUAGCCAUUCACCCUUUCAGUUUUACCACCUUGAAUAUAGCAGUACACACCCAUGGUGAUAUCCUUAUAGAGGGUAACUUGUGAGUGAACUUGCUGGAUAAAAUAAUGCAUUAAUUUCAAUAGGCAUUACCACUUUGCUUUCAAAAAUAGUUGAAAUGUGUAUGAUUAAUAUGUGAGAAAACCUUUUUCCUAUAUAACACUAGUAGAUCUUCUACGAUUGUAAACAUCUUUGCCUGUGUGAAGGGUAUAAAAUGAUUUGUGUUUUCUGAUGAUUAGGGAAUUUGAACAACUUUUUAGGUGUUUGUUCACUCUGAAUUUAUUCUAUGAAUUUUCUAAUUUUAACUUUUGAGCUUCAUAUAUUAUAAGAUGUUAACUCCUUGUUUCUCAGCUAGUUUAAAGAUAAUUUUAUGGCAAAAAUUAAAGUUUUAACUCUUUAUGUAAUUAGUCAUGUCCAUCUUUUGUUUUUGUUACUGUGGGUUUUCAGACAUAAUAAGAAAGUAUCCCUUACACAUGAUUGUAUUAUUUUAGGUUCCCUGCCUCUGCCUUUAAAAAAAUAUUUUUGCGAAGUUUUUAUUAUGAGUUUCAAU
Messenger RNA from Sciurus carolinensis (gray squirrel), 5866 nucleotides. Its product is annotated as tudor domain-containing protein 15-like. The transcript is spliced from 3 exons. Lineage: Eukaryota; Metazoa; Chordata; Mammalia; Rodentia; Sciuridae. The record is from RefSeq and is a predicted model, not a curated record. Bases 90 to 3428 code for a protein of 1112 amino acids. Gene Ontology annotation, biological process: spermatogenesis.